This is a messenger RNA of Sphaeramia orbicularis (orbiculate cardinalfish), 2602 nucleotides long. RefSeq names its product protocadherin gamma-A2-like. Gene Ontology annotation, cellular component: plasma membrane. The record is from RefSeq and is a predicted model, not a curated record. Gene Ontology annotation, biological process: homophilic cell-cell adhesion. The transcript has a single exon. The coding region runs from base 152 to 2602 and encodes 816 amino acids. NCBI's taxonomy places the organism in Eukaryota, Metazoa, Chordata, Actinopteri, Kurtiformes, Apogonidae. Gene Ontology annotation, molecular function: calcium ion binding.
CGGAGAAUGACGUUUUGAAACGGAGAUAUAAUUUAACACGGAAAAGACAGGUGAAUCGUCCAUAUAUUCAGAAUGCGGAUUCUGGAUUAAUAUUCUCUCAUAUCCCUGUAAAUAUUAUUUUACUGGAUAACGGAAGGAAUAUCAGUAUUUUAUGGACGGAAGAAUGUCGGACAGAACAAUGAAACGGCAAGUACUGUUGGUUGUGUCGCUUGUUUGCCUCAGCUCAGUUUGGGGGCAAGUCAGCUAUUCUAUUCCCGAGGAAAUGCAGACGGGAUCCGUAGUUGGGAACAUAGCUCAGGAUUUGGGUUUAGAUCUCAAAAGACUGAAAUCGGGGAAAGCUCGUAUAUAUACUGGAGAGGGCACAGAAUAUAUCGCGCUAAAUGCAGAAAGGGGAGUUCUCGUCGUCAAAGAGAGGAUAGACAGAGAAGCGCUGUGCGGACAGACGACGCCCUGUGCUCUGGCUUUUCAGAUAAUUCUGCAGAAUCCGAUGCAAUUUUACAGCAUUACUGUUGAAAUCACUGAUAUUAAUGAUAACGCUCCUGCAUUUAAAAACAAUGAGAUUAAGUUUGAGAUCAGUGAACUGGCUCACACUGGAUCAAAAUAUGUUUUAGAAAAGGCUGUUGACUCCGAUGUAGGUGUAAAUGGGCUGCAAGGAUAUUCACUGAGUUCAACCGACAUUUUCACUUUAAACCCUUAUAAAAUAGGCACUGAUAGAAAAGUGGAAAUGGUUUUAAAGAAGCCCCUUGAUCGAGAAAAACAAGAGCGCCUGACUUUAGUAUUGACUGCCGUAGACGGUGGAAAUCCGCAGCUAUCUGGAACAAUACAAGUAACAGUAUCUGUACUGGACGCAAACGAUAAUGCGCCCAUUUGUACUCAGGCCGAGUUUAGGUCAAAUGUGAAAGAAGACUCAUUGAAAGGAACUACUCUUGCCACAGUGAGCGCAAAAGACGCAGAUGAGGGUCCACAUGGACAAAUAAAAUAUUCACUUUCUAAUGUUCCAGAUGGUGCACUUGGAAUGUUUGAUGUAGAUGAAGAAAAAGGUGUAGUUACAUUAAAUGGCAAACUCGAUUAUGAAAAGUUUAGGCAUUAUGAGAUAGAUAUCCAGGCAGCAGAUGGAGGUGGUAACUCUGAUGAGUGUAAAGUUAUAAUCGAGGUGCUGGACACAAAUGAUAACCCACCAGCUGUCAAUAUUAUGUCAACGUCAACAAGUGUGUCUGAAGAUGUUAAGCCAGGCACAGUUCUGACUAUGAUAAAUGUUCAGGAUCCAGAUUCAGAUGACAAUGGUAGGGUUCAUUGCGUGUUAGAUGAAAAUAGUCAUUUCAAAAUCAAGUCAACAUCAAAUAAUUUCUUUACUUUAGUGACAGAAAGUGAAUUAGACAGAGAAACAGCAUCUGAGUAUAAUAUAACUGUGACCUGCUCUGAUGAAGGAGUACCCUCCCUCUCCAGCAGCGUCACUCUCACCUUACAGAUCUCUGAUGUCAAUGAUAACCCUCCUGUCUUUGAGAGGAGCUCAUAUGAGGCCUACAUUGUAGAAAACAACACACCAGGUCUUUCUAUAUUCACAGUGAAAGCCACAGAUGCUGAUUGGAACCAGAAUGCCCGUGUUUCAUACAUACUGGAGGACUCCUCUGUUAACGGAGUGCCAGUCUCCUCAUAUGUGUCCGUUAGUGCUGAUAGUGGAGUCAUCCAUGCAGUGCGUUCUUUUGACUACGAACAAAUCAAGGAUUUCCAGUUCCGGGUCAAAGCUCAGGAUGGAGGCUCCCCUCCACUCAGUAGUAAUGUGACUGUGAAAAUAAUGAUCCAGGACCAGAACGACAACGCCCCUCAGGUUCUCUACCCAGUCCAGACUGGUGGUUCUCUGGUGGCUGAAAUGGUGCCUCGUUCAGCAGAUGUGGGCUAUCUGGUCACUAAAGUGGUGGCUGUUGAUGUGGACUCUGGACAGAACGCCUGGCUCUCCUAUAAACUGCAGAAAGCCACAGACAGGGCGCUGUUUGAGGUGGGCUUACAGAAUGGAGAAGUCAGAACUAUCCGCCAAGUCACUGAUAAAGAUGCAGUCAAACAAAGACUGGCUGUUAUAGUGGAGGACAACGGACAGCCCUCUCGUUCAGCUACAGUCAUUGUUAACGUGGCGGUGGCGGACAGCUUUCCUGAAGUGCUGUCUGAGUUCACUGACUUUACACACGACAAGGAGUACAAUGAGAACCUGACUUUUUACUUAGUGUUGGCUUUGGCUGUAGUUUCCUUCCUCUUCAUCACGUGUGUGGUGGUCAUUAUAUCAGUGAAAAUCUACAGAUGGAGACAGUCUCGCAUCCUGUAUCACUCCAAUCUGCCAGUGAUUCCAUAUUAUCCACCACGUUACUCCGACACUUUGGGGACAGGGACUCUCCCACACGUGUACAACUACGAGGUGUGCAGGACGACUGACUCCAGAAAGAGUGACUGUAAGUUUGGCAGAGCUGGUAGUCAGAACGUGCUGAUAAUGGACCCCGGUUCAACAGGGACGAUGCAGAAGAUACAAAGUGAAAAGAGCAUCCUGGAUGAACCAGACUCUCCUCUAGAGGUGAGUUUUCUAGAAAUAAUGAAAUACAGUCAGUGCAUAUGA